GUUUGUUCCGUGGCUGAAUGAAACACUAGUAACAAUUUUUUAAGUGAACUCACAAUGACGAUACGCGCUUGCGGUUUCGUUGUAUUUCGACGUAUUCAAGGAAAAAUCGAAUAUCUUCUAAUGCAAGUAUCUUACGGCACGCAUCAUUGGACCCCACCGAAAGGUCAUGUCGAUCCUGGUGAAUCAGACAUGGAAGCCGCGCUACGCGAAACAGAAGAAGAAGCGGGCCUAUUGGUUAAUGAUUUAAAUAUUUUCGAAAGCGUGAAGGAAGAACAAAAUUACGAAGCAAAUAGAAAACCAAAAACUGUCAUUUAUUGGUUAGCAGAAUUAUUAGAUCCUGAGAAACCGAUUCGAUUGUCACACGAACAUCAAGCAUUUAAAUGGCUUCCACUGGAAGAAGCUUGUUCCGUUGCAAAGUAUAAAGAAAUGCAAAAUACAUUGAGAAAUUUUAACGACUAUAUAUUAAAAAAUCUCUCUUAAAUAGUAAUUAUAGAGUUUUUACAAAUCCUGAUGCUAUUGUUAAAAUUAUUAUCUUUUCUUUCAAAAUGAUACAUAUACGUAUAAGAUCUUCCCCAUAAUCUCGUUUGUAAGUUAACGGUAGCCAUGGCGUUCGCAAAUUUUUUUUUUAUAUAUUUCCUUAUGUAUAUAAUCCAAUUAAAGAUAGUGUAUUGAAAUUUGUUUCUAUCGUUUCGUUAUCGGUUCCCAAUGAAUUGUUAACAUUUAGCUUAAACAUGGUUUUAAUUCAAUCAUUUGUUCGAGUAAUCGAAUUCGAUUUUUCGUGAGACUUCACGCUUUAAUGUUGGUACGUAUCACGUCUAUAUACUUACUUACUUAUAUGUCAACUGGUAUCAAUUUAUUAACGCAUCGUCACGCUUCACGUUCUUUUUAUUUCUAACUCGUAGAACAUAACCUUAUUAUUUCGAUUGGAGCAUCUCGUGAAUAAUAACAAAUAUGAUUAAUCCACUUCAAAGGUUAUUUUCUUUCUUAAAGUAUUGGUACUUUAGAUACAUGCUUGUUACGGAGUUAUACAUGGUUGAAGAAUGGGAAAGAAACUUCAUCAAUAUAUUUCUGAUCACGUUGUUCUUUUUCUUUUUCUGGUUUAAUUGUAAAAUAAUGCUGCCUAUUAUACAAUACGCAUUACACUCAAAAGAAAUAUUGUCUUAAUUCACUGUGUUUAUUGUAACACAAUUAUACUACGUUGUGUUUUGACUAAAGUAAAAAGAAAUUAUAACUUAUAGUUAAUAUUGCAUGUUAAACCAAUAGUAAAUUUCUACAUUCAAAGUUAUGUGUUAAUCUGUUAAGUUAUUUUAAUAAAUUAAAUUAAU
This is a messenger RNA of Bombus pascuorum, 1325 nucleotides long. RefSeq names its product bis(5'-nucleosyl)-tetraphosphatase [asymmetrical] (gene Apf). Gene Ontology annotation, molecular function: bis(5'-nucleosyl)-tetraphosphatase (asymmetrical) activity. The coding region runs from base 55 to 480 and encodes 141 amino acids. The transcript has 3 exons. NCBI's taxonomy places the organism in Eukaryota, Metazoa, Arthropoda, Insecta, Hymenoptera, Apidae. The record is from RefSeq and is a predicted model, not a curated record. Gene Ontology annotation, biological process: AMP biosynthetic process; ATP biosynthetic process.